Messenger RNA from Lactuca saligna, 2094 nucleotides. Lineage: Eukaryota; Viridiplantae; Streptophyta; Magnoliopsida; Asterales; Asteraceae. The record is from the annotation of a GenBank genome assembly.
AUGGAUAGAUACUUAUGGAGACUUGGAAGAGAUGUAUGGAGAUCUGUAGAAGAAGGGCCACAUGUCCCUGUUCUGACACCGGUUCAAACCGAUGGCACCACAACUAGACUAGGAGGAGCUGAGUCAGAGUAUGAUGAUGAAGAAGAAUUCCAGAAUGCAAUUACUAUUGUUAGCCAACAGUUCAACCGGCUACCACCCUCUUCUUUUCGUAAAAAUCAUCAGUUCAACAAACCUCCCUUCAACUGCAACUUUAAUCCUGAAAACAAUCAUUCCCGUUUCUCCAAAAACACUCACCCACCAUCGCAACCUCAGAACACUCAACCCAAAGAGGCACCGAAGCCCACCAAUUCAACUGACUCCGCAUCUGAACGAGCCCUCGCCAGUUAUCUCUACUCCACCAUCAAGCUCUUGCUCCGCCUAUGGAGAAACAACGGUUUUUACAACCGCGAUGGCGGAGAAGUUGUAUUCGUGUCUGACAAGACUGGUGGCAGCGGUAGCUAUCCUCCAACCCAUCUCUCCUCUCCGCCACCGUCGCUGACCUACGCGCUGCCUGUAAGAGUUCAAGAGGUUUCGAUGAUUUGCUUCCUGGCUUUGGAAGCAGCGGUUCUCCAUCUAGUAGCAGUAGCUUCAACAGCUUCUGCUCUUGAGGAAACUAGAGGAAAAGUAGCAGCUCUGCUGAAGCAACAAGGUGCUUUUGCCAAGGGUCAGACAAAAACGGCUCCUGUAGAGGAGGAAGUUCCACAUUUGCUUGGAGAAAAUGGAAAAAUUGAGGUAUGGCGUAUUGAUGGUGAAGAAAAGACGGAAUUACCCAAGGAGGAUAUUGGAAAAUUUUACAGUGGAGAUUGCUAUAUUUGUCUUUACUCCUACCAUUCUGAUGAAAAGAAAGAAGAUCACUACCUGUGCUGUUGGAUUGGGAAGGAUAGCAUCCAGGGUCGAAUGCAUCAAGGAAAAGAAGCACCACAAUUUGUUGCUAUCUUUCAUCCUAUGGUUGUUCUCAAGGGUGGAUUGAGCUCUGGUUAUAAAAACUACAUUGUAGAGAAAGGACUGCAUGAUGAGACCUACAGUCCAGAUACUGCUGCACUGAUUGAAAUAUUAGGAACUUCAGUUCAUAAUAAUAAAGCUCAACAAGUAGAGAGGUCUGGAGUACCUGUAAAAUUCUCUAGAGAAGUAAAAGAGAGCUUAGCUUUCUGGCUUGCACUUGGUGGAAAACAAAGCUACUCAAGUAGAAAAGUAACACAGGAAAUCAUCUGUGAACCUCACUUGUUUGAAGUAAUAAGCAAUAAAGAGGAUAUCUUGAUAUUAGAUACACAUGCUGAGGUCAUCGUUUGGGUUGGUCAUUUAGCACAGUCAACGGAAAAACAAAACACUUUUGAAACUGGCAAGAAAUAUGUAGAGCUGGCUGCAUCUAUGGAUUCCUUGUCCCCAUCUGUCAUAUUAUACAGAGUAACAGAGGGAAACGAACCUUGCUUCUUCACAACAUAUUUCUCAUGGGAUCCUGCAAAAACAACUGCUCACGGAAAUGCAUUCCACAAGAAGGCUGUGCAACUCUUCGGCUUAGGCUGUGUAGCAGAGCCCCCGGGAAAUAAACUUAGUGGGGCCACCCAAAGAGCAUCAGCCAUGGCAGCUUUAACCUCUGCUUUUUCAAAAUCAACUACUGCUCCUAAAACUCCUCAACAUGGACCACCUCCAAGAAUGCUAGCUCUGAUCCUCACUGGUUCUCCAGAUUGUUCUAUUCUUGCAAUUGAUAUUGAAACAGGAUCUCCAGUUAGUUAUGGAUGGAUGUUCAUACAAUUAGGUAUUAUUUUCAAUAUUCAUACAGUUACUUAUGGAUGGAUGUUCCAGUUAACUAGAAUUGGUCGAGAUGCAGUUUUAUAUGUUGAGUCGCUCAUUGAGUCAAUCAUGGGAGGAUUGGAAGGGCUAAUCAACAUUCUUGAUUCUGAAGGAGCUUCUACCAGAAGUCACCUGAAACUACAAAUGGCUUUUGAUGGGCAGGAAAGAUAUAUGAAGAGAUCUUGGGAGCCAAGUAAUAAAGCUGAUCUUCACUUUGUCUACAAAGAUGUUGAAAGAGUAGCAACUCAAUGGGAUGAUAUUUAA